Molecule: messenger RNA, 4360 nt
Organism: Ostrea edulis (European flat oyster)
Lineage: Eukaryota; Metazoa; Mollusca; Bivalvia; Ostreida; Ostreidae
Product: vang-like protein 2
Exons: 5
Coding region: 376-2109 (577 amino acids)
Biological process (GO): establishment of planar polarity; multicellular organism development; Wnt signaling pathway, planar cell polarity pathway
Cellular component (GO): plasma membrane
Source: RefSeq, a predicted model, not a curated record
UGUUAUAAUUACCGCCCUAAGCUCCGUACGUAUGCUUCAAUUCAUUGAGAAUUUCUUUUUCUUUGGGAAUGUAACUUGAAUUAUUAUUUACCAGAAUUAGGUAUAUAAGUUGAAAAUUUUAAGAGCCCAAAUUACAACUUUUGAUUUGAAUUUUCAUAGGGCGUAAAAUACACGCACUCAGAAUAUUCCACGAAGUGCCAAUAAACGCGCCCGAAACUUACCGAAGAUCGAGCUUGUCGAAGAAAAUUAAAAAUGGUGGGUGACGGUCUGCCAGACAAUGAUGGGAUAUUUCACCGUGUGUAAAACGUAUUUAUAGAAAGACUUGUCCUACAUUACAAAAAUACGUGAUUAUUUACAAUAGAAAUUUGAUUCAUAAUGGAUGGAGCUGAAUCUGUUCGUUCAGGAAGGAGUGAUAGGUCAGAAAGGUCAAGACGUAGUCACGGUAGCCACCAUCAUCAUCGUCAUCAUCACAGCAACCGCAGCCGUGGUACCAGUUCAGAUCAUGGCGGUCAUCAUCGGCAAGGGGAUCGUAGUAUGGAUGAACGCUCAGUUACAAUCAAAACCCCGGGCAAUAUGUCGGACACAGAGGAUAGGAUGAUGGGCGAGGAGAGGAUCGAGGUGCAGGUUAUUCCUCAAGAUGACAACUGGGGAGACAACACAACAGCUAUUACAGGUAAUACAAGUGAAACAGGAUUUUCUAUGGAAGACAUGAGAGGAAAGUUUGGAAAGGAGAGCUUUGAGGAGACCAUUGGUAUUGGAUGUGCUCGAUAUGUCGGCACCACACUAGCCAGUAUCUUGUCUGUGAUCGCUUUUCUUUCCCCAAUAGCCAUGGUGAUUUUACCUAAACUUGGCAUUAAUGGCUGGGAUGCUGGUCCAUGUAAACCAGAUUGUGAGGGGCUACUUAUCAGCUUUGCCUUCAAACUUUUAAUUUUAGCAAUGGGAACUUUUGCCUUGUUUUUCAGGCAGCCCAAAGCUACAAUGCCUCGUGUAUUUCUCUUCCGAGCCGUAGUAUUAUUUCUGGUGUUUGUUCUGACUUUUGCCUUUUGGCUUUUCUACGGUGUAAGAAUCAUCAAGGAACAAACCUCAUCAAAAUCUUCCCAGGUAUCCGAUAAUGUUGCUGAUCAACUAUUGAAAAGUAACUUAGCAAACACAUUGAGUAGUGAUGUAGUGAAGCUGCUGAAUAAUGAGUACAAGGAGAUUGUUCAAUUUGCCGUGUCUUUUGUGGAUGCACUCUUAUUUAUCCAUUACAUUGCCGUCAUUUUGUUGGAAAUUCGUCAGUUACAACCCUUGUUUGUCAUCAAAGUGGUUCGCUCGCCUGAUGGGGAGUCUAGAUGUUACAGUGUUGGUGCUUUAAGUAUUCAGAGGGCGGCCUCCUGGAUUCUAGAGCAAUAUUACAGGGACUUCCCUGUCUAUAACCCGUACUUAGAAAAUGCCUACAAAAAGCCACUUAAAAUGUCAGGAAUCAAAUUCUAUGAUAUUGAUGGAAAUAAUUCACAAAAUGUUCAAAGCAGAUCCAGAGCAAUAUUCGCAGCUGCAGCUCGAAGAAGAGACGCAAGUCACAAUGACAGAUUUCACGAAGAAGAGGAGUAUAGCAGACGAGUGAGGAAGCGAAGAGCUCGUCUGGUUGUGGCGGCCGAGGAGGCAUUUACCCACAUCAAGAGAAUGCAGGAGGAAGCAGGAGGAGCAGCCAUCCCAAUGGACCCCAAUGAGGCAGCUCAGGCAGUGUUUCCUUCAAUGGCCAGGGCUCUCCAGAAAUAUCUCCGUAUCACACGCCAGCAACCUAGGUACACCAUGGAGUCGGUACUGAAUCACUUGGCCAGUUGCAUCAGUCAUGACAUGACACCAAAAGCCUUUGUGGAGCGGUAUCUGUCACAGGGCAUAGUCAUCAUGAAUGAAAAAGACUACAAAGAAGUAGAGAAGUGGAUCCUUAUCUCGGAUCAGCUCCUGACACGGGAACUCGAACACAAUUCCAUGUUUCAGUUGCGGCAGAAUGAUAUCUCCAUAUUGUGUACUGUGAAAAGACUACCACAUUUCAAUCUCACAGAGGAAGUUAUAAAUCCCAAAACCAACAAAUUUGUGUUGCGUCUUAACUCAGAAACCUCUGUAUAACCAAUAGAGGGCAUUUUGUUUUUGCCCAAGUGUCAUUGUAUCAUACUGUUUUUAUAUUAUUAUUUUUUUCAUUCAAAUUCCUAUGUCCCAGUUAGAUACUAUAAUCUUGUGUGUAGGAUUUGCUUUGUGAAUUAUAUUCAUGUGUGCUGAGACACAAUCAUUGUUUGAUCGAGAAACAGGGGCCAAAUGAUUAUUCAUUAACUUUUUGUACUUAAAAAAUUUCAAGCAAAGAAAUUUUUUCAUGAAAGUAAAUGUAACAUAAUGGCAUGUAUGGACAUAUGCAUGUUGUGUGUAUGGUAUAAGCCUGUUUAAGUGGUGCAAAAAUUUUCAAUGAAAGGAAGUGUGCAUGCAAACACUGAACACAAUGUUCAUUAAUGCCCAAUCGACCACCAUUUUUUCUUUUUUUUCUUGUGUCUUUUAUAAUAUGAUAGUAUUGUAAUUACAGUAUUUCAUUUUUAGGUAUGUUUUUUCUUUGUUUUGUUUUGUACACACUUAUAAGCAUCCUCAUCUCUAGAAAAUCAGAAACGGACAUGGCGCCAGACAACAUUUUACAAUUGUUUUUACGGUGCCAUAUUUAACACAAAUUUGUUCCAAUGUCGUUCUCAAUUGUAUAAUCAAGACUUCCUAUUUUUUGUAUUUCUGCUUUUUUAUGGGUAUGACAGACGGACCUUUAUUUUCCCUGCUCCCCUGCAGCAGAGAUUGAAUAAUGCAUCACUACAAGCACGAACUGCAUAUAUUUAUAUGUACAAAAAUGAGAUGUCAAAAGAAGUUCUGAUGGUAUUACAGUCCUUUAGAUUCAAAAUAACUGGUAGUUAGUAUUCGUCAUUCGAUUUUGUUUUGAGAAACGCACUGAAUUCUUGCAUUCCUGGUUCAUACUAUCACUACAUAUAGAGUUCAAGGCUUUACAGUGUGAUUUCUUCUUUAUUUGAAUCACUGUAGAAUCAAAAAAGCUUUAAGAAACCAAACAAUCUCUUUAGUUUUGUGUAUAUUUUUUCUUCUUAAAUAUACUGAAUGCAAGUAUGUGCAAUAAAACAUUUUUUGUUUUUCUUUUCUCAGCUUUUACGGAUUUUCACAAAGGGAGAUAACUUGCACUCUGAGCACACUUGAUUUACUCGCACCAUGUAAACUUCUGAACUCAAGUGGAGUGGUGUACACUUUUAAUGUAGACUUUUCUAACUAAAUCCAGAGACAUGUGUUGAUGGGUGUAGUGCAAUCCAACAUGUUGAACUUGUAAAGUAAGACAUAUGAAAUUUUGUGUAUUUAGAAAUGUGUGAAACAAUGACUUUGUUAAAAUUAGUCAGAUAUCCAUGUAUAAUUUAGAAAAAUUAUAAAUUCAAAAAUAUCCAUAUAUUAUUGAGGAAGUUUAAUAGAAAUAUAAUGAUAGUUAAUGACUUUGUUAUAUCUGAUAUUUGAAACAAGUACAAAAAAUGCGGUCUAGUAAUAUAUAAAAAUAUGUUAAAUUAGCUCAUAUUUAUAUCCUGGUUCAGAGUUGUAAAUCAUUGUCAGAAAAAAAAUUGGUAAGAGGAAACAAGAAAAUCAUUCUUGUCAAUUUAGAAAAUUCACCAUACCAAAAGAACACAUGAUUUUGCUGUUACUCUUGAAAACCGAGUGUACACUGGUGUGUGCAAAUUAAGGAUGUCCUCCGUUUGCAAUUUGAUUAUUCUUGGUUUUUGUAGAAAAUGUACACUAUUUUAUAGCAUGUAUGUGUAUAUCUUUUCAUGAUGGUGCAUAAUUUUUGUUAUUACAAAUAUAACUAUUUUAUUUUUUAAAACUCUAGAUCUGCAAAGCUUUCUUUCCUUGUUAUAUGUGUAUUAUUUAUUUCUGCCUUUUGAUAUGCUAUUCUUGUAAAUGUUUCUUGACAAUUCACUUUAUAAUAGCAGCUGAAUGCAUUUAUUAUGAAUAAAGUAAAUAUACUGAACAAGUUCCUGAAACAGUAGAUGGAUGCACAUAUUUUUAUGCAUGGUCAUGUUUUAAUGUUUUUAUUAAUUUUUUUUGCAAUACCGUGUAUAUAUCUUCCAAAUCUGAAAUAGUAAUCUGGCAUUUCUUUUUUCCUCAUUUAUAUUUUAUUCCUUUGGAAAGAAAGAAAAAUGAAAACAGAAUACUUUCUGUGAAAACUUCCAUAUAAUUUGUCAACACAUUUUCCUUUUAUGAUUGAGAGAUGUGAAAUUUUUGCUGUAUGUUGUGACAGUAGUUAGUGAAAGUCCACCUGUACAAAAAGAAUAGUUUAAAAUAAAACUUUCUGUUAACAAAA